Osmerus eperlanus (European smelt) is the source of this 2011-nucleotide messenger RNA. RefSeq names its product aquaporin 11 (gene aqp11). The record is from RefSeq and is a predicted model, not a curated record. Bases 264 to 1082 code for a protein of 272 amino acids. The transcript is spliced from 3 exons. Gene Ontology annotation, cellular component: membrane; cytoplasm. Gene Ontology annotation, molecular function: channel activity. Gene Ontology annotation, biological process: transmembrane transport. Lineage: Eukaryota; Metazoa; Chordata; Actinopteri; Osmeriformes; Osmeridae.
CGCCAUGGCUUCGGUAGCCUCCUAUAGGCAGUGUUUGACCACAUCAGAGGAAGUGGGAAUAGGAGUUGGAGGAGAUGCCAAGGCGCAGUUACUUCCGUACCAUGUGAGAUAAUCAUCCGCAGAGCGAAGUGUUCUGCUCACGCGUAGACUUGAAACCCCGGUGCUGCACGGUAGACUGUACAGUCUGUACUGCCGUGACACCCGAAAGUAACGGGUGAGAGAGGCACGGGCGAAAGAGGAGCAGAAAAGCAGACUGAGAAGCCAUGGCAGAUUUUACAGUGUCUCUGUCUUUGCUGGCGGGGAUCGUAUUGGUGAGCGAGGUGACUCGGCGAUUGCUCUUAAGGCUGCUUGAAAGAACCGGACUUGCUGUAUAUGCUGUUGAGCUCGUGUCCACCUUCCAAUUGUGUGCUUGUACGCACGAGCUUAAGCUGCUUGGUGAAGUAGGUCGACUUGAGCCCCGGUUUGCCCUUACACUGACAUACCUGGCGUCAGUGGUCCAUGCGCUCACCUUUCACGGAGCCAUUGGUAACCCCUCCGUUACACUCGAAAUGGCAUACCGAAGGAACCUCACGGGCAGAUGCGCACUGCUGCGGAUAGCAUGCCAGUUCGCGGCAGCAGUUGUGGCUCGAGCGAUAGUCCGGGUGGUAUGGACUCUAGGGUUGACCGACCUGCACCUGCGACACAAGCUACUUGGCUUCCAGUGCCUCAGCCCCAUUCACGCGCCACUGCCUACAGCCGCAGCGGUGGAGCUCGCCUGUGUCUUUGCUGUCCAGACAGCGGCCACUCACACGCAUGCGGUGGACGAAAAGUACCGGGUGCACGCAAUAGCGACGGUUGUCACCGCCAUGGUUUAUGCAGGUGGCAGUGUCACUGGGGCAGUGCUUAACCCUGCGCUAGCUUUCUCCACUCAGUUCCCCUGCAGUGGCAACACCUUCUUAGAGUACUGUCUGGUCUACUGGCUGGCUCCUGUCUUAGGUAUGAUCAGUUCUGUGCUGUUGUUUGAUAAAGUCGCACCUCUGCUCUCUGGUAAAGCUGGUGGGGAGCCUCCCUACCGCCCCCUGGAGAGCAAGAAGUGGAACUGAGACAUUUCUCAAACAGGAGCAACAAACAACUGUGUCUUAACCCACAGUGAUAUCAUUCUACCAAGGGAUCCUGUCCAUUACCUACAGUGUUUACCGUAAUGAUCAUGUUUCAUUCAGAUUCUGUGUGGCUCAGUGUAAUCUGGCCACACAGAAUCAGACUUUGCAAAAGGACCUUGGAUAGCCUGGCACAAUAUUUCAGACUGAAAACAUAAACCAUGACUAGAUUCAACGGUUGAAGUCUCCAAAACAUCAUAUCAUUUGUGGAAAGAGAUCAGGAAUGUGAACCUGUGUCGUUGUUUCUUUACCUGAUAAACUAUUUUGUAGCGUUUUAAUGGUAUACAUUAUACAGGAUGAAUGAAGUUUAAAAGCACAUUAGUUUGAAAGAAUUUGAUAUCAUAGUCUUCAGACAACUACAGGAAGCUACUGUAAAUCCAGGUCUGAACUGAUUUUAAUAGCCAUGUAGAUAAUAUUGUCUGUAUGUGAAUACGGUUCAUUAAGGCCUAAAAAAUUAAUUAGUGUUACCAAUAAUGAUAAGCAUUUGCUUAACUAAUUCCUAGCAUUCCUGAGGAGGGGAAAUGAAGACCUCACUCUGUACACCUAUUUUCUGUUGAACUGGAGAUUGUAUGAGUUUUUAAGCACAACUGUGACAGGUGCCUUUGGAGGGUUGCAUUCCCCCAGAGAUGAAGAGCAAUAAGGGCAUUACCUCGGACUGACACAUGGAAACAGCCAAAGACCUGUUUUAGAAAAGGAAUUUGCCUAUAUGGUCAUCCAUGUAAAUCUCCUAACGUGUGACAUGUUGAAACAUUUUAAUAAAGCAAGGUUAAGGCCGAUUCCCAAUACUCUGUCUUACCCUUACCCCCUACCCCUUACCCCUAGCCCUUACCCCUACCUCUACCCCUUACCCCUAGCCCUUACCCCUUACCUCUACC